Panicum hallii is the source of this 931-nucleotide messenger RNA. RefSeq names its product adenine phosphoribosyltransferase 1. Gene Ontology annotation, cellular component: cytosol; cytoplasm. NCBI's taxonomy places the organism in Eukaryota, Viridiplantae, Streptophyta, Magnoliopsida, Poales, Poaceae. Gene Ontology annotation, molecular function: adenine phosphoribosyltransferase activity. Gene Ontology annotation, biological process: adenine salvage. Bases 128 to 673 code for a protein of 181 amino acids. The record is from RefSeq and is a predicted model, not a curated record. The transcript has 6 exons.
CCUCCCGUCAGCAGCAGCAGCAGCAGCGUCGGCGCCGCCUUUUCCCCCGCACGGGCCCGCCUCCGCCACCGGAUCGAGCGUGCGCCUCACCGGCGGGCGGCGGCGGCGGCGCGGGGCGGCGGUGGCGAUGGCGUCCGGCGACGCGCGCGUGGCGGGGAUCGCGUCCUCCAUCCGCGUCAUCCCCGACUUCCCAAAGCCAGGGAUCAUGUUUCAGGACAUCACGACGUUGCUCCUUGAUCCGAAGGCAUUCCGUGACACAAUCGACCUCUUUGUUGAGCGGUACAAGGACCAAGGGAUCACCGUAGUUGCUGGUGUUGAAGCUAGGGGUUUUAUCUUUGGCCCUCCUAUUGCUUUAGCCAUAGGUGCAAAAUUUGUACCUUUGAGAAAGCCGAAGAAGUUGCCAGGUGAGGUGAUCUCCGAAGAAUAUUCUUUGGAAUACGGCACUGACAAAAUAGAAAUGCAUGUUGGAGCUGUGGAGGCUAAUGAUCGAGCACUUGUUGUCGAUGAUCUCAUUGCCACCGGUGGAACACUGUGUGCAGCUGUCAAACUUCUUGAGCGUGUUGGAGCAAAGGUGGUUGAGUGUGCUUGUGUCAUUGAAUUGCCGGAAUUGAAGGGCCGUGACAAGCUAGGGGACAGGCCCGUUUUUGUCCUUGUGAAAGCGGAUGGAGCAUGAUGAAACACAAGUACACAACUUAGGAUGUCUCAGAGUUGGCCCCGUUGAUGUUCCCUCUCUAGAAUCAUUCUGGAAACGACAGAGUAUCUCAUGUGACAUUGGCUAGUUCCUAGCUGAUGUUUAAUAAAGUUUUAUCUUUAAAUUUGAGGCCAUGAAUUAUUUGUCAAUGUGGACAUGAUUGCUGGUCCUUGUAAGGCUUAUGUAUGUCAAACCAGUGCCAAUUAUUCACAUCAAUUGAGGUUAAUCCUUGUUGGAGUU